Molecule: messenger RNA, 390 nt
Organism: Oikopleura dioica
Lineage: Eukaryota; Metazoa; Chordata; Appendicularia; Copelata; Oikopleuridae
Source: the annotation of a GenBank genome assembly
AUGAAACCUGGGGAUCCUUCAUUGAUGCAAAGAAAGAAAAGACAGCCCGAGAAAGAAAACGUCGAGCAACGACCACCGAGCAACCAGAAGUCGCCAAAGAAGGCAGAGGAGAAGACAGUCCAAGAGUCACUCGUCGAGAAGGGCGAAGAGGAGGGCGAGAUCUACCCCGUCGAGAAAAUUAUCGGGAGACGAAACUUCCGGGGAACGAUCCAAUACGCAGUUCUUUGGGAAAAUUGGAGCAUUGACGACGCAACUUGGGAGCCACUCGAGAAUUUGACUGAAUGCGGGGAGAAGAUCAAAGAAUUCGAAGAGAAACUCGCAGAGAUUCGACUAUUGAUCAAGAUCGAAAAGGUCGCUUCCUUUCUGGACUCAAUCGCUGACAUCUUUUAG